AUGGCAUCUUUGACACUGCCCCCGGUUGAGGCUCCAGUUACUUCUGACACCAAAUGUAGGAUGGCCGGCCUCGCGGCAAGCUGCACACAUGCUUCAACUCUACUGAUCCUCUAUGAUUUUGCUGCUCUUAACUCUACAGUGUCAAAAGCUGGCGAGGGACUGAAUCUUCUGCUCCUGGGGAAGAGUGGGGUUGGGAAGAGCUCAUGUGGGAACACCAUCCUGGGGAGCGAAGUCUUUCAGACCCGUCCGCCCUCCUCCUCUGAUCCUGUCACUCUGAAACCACAAAUCGCCCAUGGAGUAGUCGGAAGCACAAAUGUUGUUGUCAUUGACACCCCAGACCUGUUUGACUCCCAGCUAACCUACAGGGAGCUACAGAAACAGAUGGGCUCCAUCGUCGCCCAGACAUCUCCAGGGCCUUGUGUGUUCCUCUUGGUGCUUCCCCCAGUUGACGUUGGUCACAACCUUGAAGAGAUGCUUGCACCUAUCCGCAAGACUUUCGGAGAGAAGGCAGCAGAAUCCACCAUUGCUCUUAUCACACACAGUGACCAGAGAGAAGGAGCUGUUGAGAAUGUCCCAGAAGCAGUUAGGCAAAAAAUGUUCUACAUCACAAAAAAUCAAGAUAGCAAGCAGGUUAGACACCUUUUGUCGAAAAUAGAAAGUCUGCUGGAGAAGAAUGAGUGUUUCUAUCUCAGCCAGACACUCAACACUGCACCAGCUGUUAGGGCAAAACCUCGAACAAAGUUUUUACAUGAAAUGGCUGAACACAGAGGGCAGAGACAAGAAUCUGAGGAGAGACAGGAGCCAGAGACAGCAGAGACACCUCUUCGGUUUACAACAAAACUCAACAAAUGGCUUGAAAGAGAACAAAAACAGACAGUUGACUGUGUGAGGCUGGUCCUGAUUGGGAAGACUGGAGUUGGAAAGAGUGCCACUGGAAACACCAUUCUUGGAAAGAAAGAAUUUAAAUCAUCUCCUUUAAUGGUGUCUGUUACAACAAAAUGUAAGAGAAAGACGGCAGUAAUUGGUUCAAAAAUGGUGCAGGUCAUUGACACCCCAGGUCUGUUUGACACGACUGUCUCCAAUGAGAAGAUCAGAGACGAGAUUGGGAAAUGCAUCACCAUGUCCUCACCAGGGCCUCAUGUGUUCCUGUUGCUGGUCUCUGUGGGACGCUUCACCCAAGAGGAGAUAGAGGCGGUGAAGAUGAUCCAGGAGAUCUUUGGCGAGUACUCCAAAGCAUACACAAUGGUUGGCUUCACUAGAGGUGAGCUUCUGAGGGAAGAAGGCAUUGGCAUUAAGAAGUACAUUGAAAAAAGCCCAGCUGUCUUGCAGGAACUGAUUGAAGACUGUAGCGGUCGAUACCAUGUCUUCUGCAAUAAGGACAAAGACACACAGGCGCAACAGGUCAUGUCUCUCCUGGAGAAGAUUGAUAGAAUGAUUCAGCAAAAUGGAAGAAGCUUCUACACCACUGCCAUGUUUGAAGAGACAGAAGAGAGGAUUAAAGCAAGAGAGAUGAGACUCUUACAGCAAAAACUGGAAGAACUGGAGCAAGCAAAUAAAAAUGAAGAUGUCUCAUUUUUAGUCAGUGAAAUAUCCAAGAUCAAGGUGACUCUGGAGAAGAAGCUGAGGAACCUGCGUGGCGAAGCUGUCAAAGAGAGGGAUGAAGACAUGAAGAGACUUGAGGAGAUACGAGCCAAUCUGGAGAAGAACCAUGAGAAGAAAAUCAAGGAAAUAGAUGGCGAAGUCUUCACUGAGCUCGCUAGAAGUCGGGAUAGUAUUCGCAAGCAAGCUGAGAAAGCUGAGGCUAAAGCCAUGGCUAAGAGCUUACAACACAACCAGCAGAAAUGCACAUAUCUUAAGAGUUGUCUGCAAAAAAAUAAUUACGCAUUUUCCUAUAUCCUAGUGGACUGUGUGAGACUGGUCCUGAUUGGGAAGACUGGAGUUGGAAAGAGCGCCACAGGAAACACCAUUCUUGGAAAGAAAGAAUUCAAAGCAUGUGUUUCAAUGAUGUCUGUUACAGCACAUUGUAAAAGAAAGUGUGCAGUAGUUGGUUCAAAAAUGGUGCAGGUCAUUGACACCCCAGGUCUGUUUGACACGACUGUCUCCAAUGAGAAGAUCAGAGAGGAGAUUGGGAAAUGCAUCACCAUGUCCUCACCAGGGCCUCAUGUGUUCCUGUUGAUGCUCUCUGUGGGACGCUUCACCCAAGAGGAGAGAGAAACGGUGAAGAUGAUCCAGGAUAUCUUUGGCCGGUAUUCCAAAGCCUACACAAUUGUCGGCUUCACUAGAGGUGAUGAUCUGAUGGAAGAUGGCAUUGACAUUAAGAAGCACAUUGAAAGGAGCCCACCUGCCUUGCAGGAACUGAUUGAAGACUGUAGCGGUCGGUACCAUGUUUUCUGCAAUAGGGACAAAGACACACAGCCGCAACAGGUCAGAUCUCUCCUGGAGAAGAUUGAUAGAAUGAUUCGGCAAAAUGGAGGAAGCUUCUACACCACUGCCAUGUUUGAAGAGACUGAAGAGAGGAUUAGAGCAAGAGAGAUGAGACUCUUACAGCAAAAACUGGAAGAACUGGAGCAAGCAAACACAAAUGAAGAUGUCUCAUUUUUAGUAAGUGAAAUAUCCAAGAUCAAAUUGGCUCUGGAGAAGAAGCUGAGGAACCUGCGUGGCGAGGCUGUCAAGGAGAGGGAUGAAGACAUGAAGAGACUUGAAGAGUUACGAGUUGACCUGGAGAAGAACCAUGAGAAGAAAAUCAAGGAAAUAGAUAGCGAAGUCUUCACUGAGCUCGCUAGAUGUCGAGCUGGUAUUCGCAGACGAGCAGAGAAAGCUGAGGCUAAAGCCAUGGCUAUGAGAGAAUACAACCAGCAGAAAUGCACGAUAUCUUAA
Messenger RNA from Clupea harengus (Atlantic herring), 2877 nucleotides. RefSeq lists its product as uncharacterized. The transcript has 5 exons. Lineage: Eukaryota; Metazoa; Chordata; Actinopteri; Clupeiformes; Clupeidae. Gene Ontology annotation, molecular function: GTP binding. The coding region runs from base 1 to 2877 and encodes 958 amino acids. The record is from RefSeq and is a predicted model, not a curated record.